Messenger RNA from Tilletiopsis washingtonensis, 3815 nucleotides. RefSeq lists its product as hypothetical. The coding region runs from base 1 to 3681 and encodes 1226 amino acids. Lineage: Eukaryota; Fungi; Basidiomycota; Exobasidiomycetes; Entylomatales. The transcript has 5 exons. The record is from RefSeq and is a predicted model, not a curated record.
AUGGACGACCCUCGCUUCGGCGACCGCGCUGCCCGCGGCGAGCGCUUCACCGCCGGCCACCCGCACCCGCAACACUUCUCCUUCCUCAGCCACAUGAUGAACCAGCACCGCGCCGCCGAGGGCGAGGCGCCCGACACCUUCGCCAGCGGCGUGCGCCGCUUCAGCGAGCUCGGCAGCGACGAGGCGCACGAUGAGGCCUCCUUCGUGCGCGCUGAGUCGGCCGAGCACAGCGCGACAGCGGGCAACGAGCGCCCGAUCCACCCGAUGCACAGUCUGCGGCCGGGCAUGAUCUUCCGCGCACGAGAGGCACCCGGUGACGGCAGCGGCAUGCACGCUCGCAUCGUGUCGCUCGACGAGCCGCAGCAGACGGCCGGCGCCAGUCCUAACAGGCGCAACCGCGGCGGCCACAACCGCAAGGCGCGCCGCGAGCUCGAGAAGACGCAGCAGAAGGACGCAAAGGCAGCCGAGGCGCAGCAGCGCUCUGCCGAGUCGGUGCGGGGCCGCGCCGAGAAGCGCAACAAGGGCAAGGAGCCGGCGACGGACAGCGCCGAGGCCGAGGCGCAACGCCGUGAGCCUAUGAGCCUCGCGACUCUUGCCGCGGUGCUGCGUGACCAAGGCUUCGCGCCGGGGGAGAUCGAGCCCGUCGCGGCGCACAUCGAGUCGAUGAUUGAGCAUGAGCGCGAGCUGUGGCAGCACCAGACGCGCUUCAGCCGUGAGGCGGCCCGCGUCCAGCACGGCGACGGCGAAGCACCGGUUGUCUGGACCAAGGGUGCGUCGAGUGGCCCGGACGGCGGCAAUGCUGUGCAGUCGCAGCACGCAGUAAACAUUCACGAGCCUGGCCUCGACGAGCAUCAGAGCCUGCUGCGCGCCAUGCAGCACGCGCACGCCCGCCAGCAGGAGUCGUCGCUGCACGCCGUCCAGAUGGCGCGCAUGGCUGAGCUCGCCGCGCUGUCCGGGCUCUUGUCGAACGACCCGCCCGUCGCGCAAGCUUCGGACUCUGAGCCGGACGAGGCGGAGCGCAGCCCGGACGCUGUCGAGGUCGUCGAGACGCGCUCGAGCACUCCCAGCGUGCGCCCUGAAGUUCAAGGCGCGCCGGCAUCGGGAGACGAGGAUGCCGCCAGCAGCAAGGCGAGCGGCGCUGGCGAGACUGUGUCGGAGGUGGCGCUCACGCCCGAGGAGCACGAGCGCGCACGCCGAGCCGCCAAGCGUGCGCGGCAGAAGAAGAAGGAGCGAGAGGGCAAGAAGGCCCAGACGCAGGCCAACAAGACGGCAAAGGCAAACGACAAGAUCGUCUCGCGCGCAUCUCGCAAGAAGGCGUCCCCGCAGAAGGGCGCACAGAAGUCGGCUGCCUCGCCGACGCUCGCCGCGAGCGAGCAGCAAGACGGCCGCAAUGCAAGCGAGCCGCAGUGCGAGUCUGCUCCGCCUGGCUCGCCUCUGAACUCGAGCCGCGCAUCCACUCCCACCAAGCUCGACGUCCUCAAGAUCCUCGAGCGUUCCGCCGUCAACACACCUCCUCCUGGCGACUUUGAGCAGCCAGGAUCCACGGCUGCAAAGCAAGAGGCUCCGGGCUCGGAUCCGCUGUCGGAAGUCUCGAUUCGCAGUCCCAAGGGCGGCCUCAAGGGUGCCCUCACGGCUCCCUCGACGCCUGCCAACUGGAGUGUGCACGUGCUCGACGUCGACACCGCCGACGUGCCCGAGCUCGAUGCGCUGUCAUCCGAGCUGUCGCAUGCUGCGGCACUGGACCUCGCGUACGAGGAGACCUUUGCGCCUCAUGAACGUAUCCGCGGCAAUCCUCUGCGUGCCGCCCGUUCGUUUCGCAAGGUGCUGAGCGACAGCGCUCGUGGUGAAGAUGACGACGACGCGGAGAUGGAACUGGCUUUCCUCGACUCGUGCGCUGCCGCUGCGUCUGUCAAGCAUGUGCCGCAGGGAGAGCUCGUUUCCGACCCCGACAAUGCUGCAGAGCAGCUGAGCGAAGCUGCUGCCGCACACGCCACCAUCCCGAAUGGCGUGCAGCGUGAUGGCGAGGCCGCGAUCGAUGCCGACUGUGGCAACGUGUCCGACAAUGCGAGUAUCGCAGACGCAGCGCCCGAAGCCUCCGAGAUGCCUCUUCCUCCGUCGAGCCCAAGCGAUGGUCUGGGCUGUCCAGUCACGCCGUUCCCGGACUCGCCGUCCAUGCUGCCAGCCAUGCUUCCGCUGCCGCCGUCGCCGAUGCUCUCUGUCGGCUCCGAAGCGGGCUCUGUAGCAGAGGAGCAAGUCUCGCCAUCGCCGGCGAUGUCGCGCCCUAUCUCGCGUCUCUCGGCUGAGGAGGCGCUUGACUCGCCGCCAAGCCCGGAUGCUGCAGAGGCGCUCGGCACGCCUUCAGAAGCUGACUCGGGCGACGAGGCCGAUCUCGACAGCGAUGACGGACAGCCGCCUGAGCAGCGUGCUCUCGCGGUGCACUUCGAGCGCACAGGAGCGAUCAUCGAGGAGCUGGCCUCGGGCGACGGCAGCCGCGCAGAGCAGCAGCACACUGCCUAUGAUGAGGCCAUUGAGGAGGGGCAGAUCUAUGCUGAGGCUGCGCGUCUUCAAGCAGCCUCGCGUGGCCUCUUCAGCGCCCUGUACCAGCAAGGCCUUCGCACAGCAGAGCUUCCUUCGCAGACCUUCGUCGGCGCAUUCUGCUUCGACCUGACGACGCGUCACGGCGAUGCCGAGUUUACUGGCCUCGACGUCGACCUUGCCGAACAUAGCCUGCACGAGGCGUUCGAGCACGACACGGAGUCGGAGCAGAGUCAGUCGUCGCAGGACGAGCGCGACGACGACAGCUCGUCGGAGGCCGACUUCCGGCUGCCUCGCGGCAUCAGCACCUCGACGAUCGCGCACACGACCCCUGGCGGCAGUCCCGAGUCCACUCGCGGCCGCAAGCGCGGCUCCAAGCUGCUCACCGGCGGAGAAGUGCCGCUCGAGGCCGCGGGUGAGGACGGAGGCAGUGCGGGCCAUGUCACGCCCGACGAGUCGCAGACGUCCAGCAGCGAGACGAUCGAGGGCGACUCGACUUCAGACUCGGACGAUGAGCCUCUUCAGCGCCGCUCGACGGCCCAAGCCGCUCAUGGUGCUGGCCAGGUCGUCAGCGCCUCCCGACAGGCCGACCAGCAUGCCGUGGAGCAGCGCGCUCGCUACGUCGCCGAGCAGCUCAACGCCUCGCUCGACCGCACGCUGGUGCGCCGCACGGGCAGCGUGCACGAGGAGGGCGGCGGCCCGCUGCAGCUCUUCGGCAGCCGCUGGCGCUCGGGCAAGCUGCGCGAGAAGAUUCACAGCAACAGGCCCGACCCGGAGAACCUCGUGCGCAACGACGCUCGCAACUCAGACGGCCAGCUCAUCAACCCCACGGUGCUCAACGAGGUAGCGCCGCUGCGUCUGCACUCGGGCGGCGAGCACAAGUACCUGCCGCGUCCCAAAGUGGCCAAGAACCUGCUUUCGCGCCAGAUCGGCGUGCGCCUGCCCGAGACCGAGCCGGCCGCCGAUCGUUUGCGUCUCAUGCUCUGCUCGACGGCCACGCAACGCGGCCGUGGAGCUCGUCCUUGGGCUGCCUCGGAGACAUCGACGCCGCCCGCCAUCGACUCGCCUCCGGUGCCGGCGCUCGUCGCUGACCGUCCGCCCGACUUGCCCAUGCAGGUGGGCAGCGGCCUAGACCAGCUCGACUGAUCCUCUACAAGCAUUCGCUUCCCAAGGCGCAGCACACUCCCUUUCCCGCACGCACCCCUUUCUCGUCGACUUUCACGCACCUGUCAUCUCUCCCUCCUUGUCCCUGCCAUGCCUUCACCCUCUUCCAGCUCGCG